AUGCCACGGUCCGACGAUGUUAUCAGAAAAGUGACCACCACCAGAGCCAAAUAUAGUGUCAGCCGUCGAGGCUGUAAGACAUGCAAGCAGCGUCGGAUUCGAUGCGACCAGGACAGCCCAAACUGCCGCAAUUGCACCUCUACAGGUCGCAAAUGCGACGGAGUUGACAAAGCCAAUUUCAUCUUCGUGAACGGCAAUACUCCAAAGCAAAGUCGCAGCACCACGCCGAGCGUGAGCCCGCCGCCCUCGACUUUGGCCUUGAGCCCAUCAAAAGGACAGACGGAGCUCAGAUCAUUCCAUGUCUUCCACCACGCUGCUGGCCCGCUAUUCGCGGCCAACAAUCUGGACGAUGCAUUCUGGCAACAGCUCGUACCAGCCGCUGCUCAGCGGUUCGAGUUCGUGUGGGAUGCCUCCAUCGCGAUUGGUCACCUCUUCGAGUAUCAGAUGAAGAAUCCUGGCACUGAAUAUGGAAAAAAGUUACAGACGACGCCAACCCACGUCCAGGCUCUGAAGUACUACUCACGUGCUGUCAGUCGCUCUCAACAGGUCAUUGAGCAAGGCCAUGCUCAGACUCUGCUAGCCCUCUUGUCAUGUUCCCUGUUCGCCAGCUAUGAGUUCCAGCACGGCAAUACCCUAGCAGGAGGCGUUCUUCUCGAGCACUCGCAGAGUCUCUUUCGAGCAUGCGUGUCACCCGAGGCACUUGCCAGGCGGAGUUCAUCACUGAUUGAGUCACUCGUAGAUGCUCUCAUUCCAUUUCACAGCAAAGUCGCGUUGGCUAUCGCUCCGCUUGGACUCCCGCAUAUGUUUCGCUCUAUGGAUGAGAAUGCACUGGCAGGUCACUCGACACCAGUGUCACCGGCUAAGGAUAACCCACCGUCACUAAAGGCAUAUAGUCAGGAGCUGUACAAUCUGCUGUGCCGUACUCAUACGAUCGUUCGCUCAGUCAAUCUCGUGAAACACCGAGCAGAAGAGACCAAGCGUAUGAAGUUGCUGAGCAGUCAUUUGCUUAGCCAUCUUGACGACUGGCUCAUUCGCUUCUCUGCUUUCAAAAUACUCGGCCACAAUGACGCUUCUACCAUCGCCAGAUCCGACGACAACCACGAGCUCAUCCAACGUGCCUACCUGCUAGCCUACUUCCGCAUCGCGCAUAUCUCGAUUCUCACCUGCCACUCUCUCACCGAGACUGACUAUGACGAGCACAUCGAUGGCUUUCAAGCCAUCAUCGAGCAUGCAACCACCCUGGCAUCGACUACCGCAGAUGUUUCCUACGUGCUCUCCACGUUCCCGCCCUUCGUGUUCGGUAUUGGCCCACCACUCUUCUUCACGGCUACUCGCUGCCGGCAUCCAAGCAUACGGCGCCAUGCUUUGCGCCUGCUCAAGGCGAUCCCGCCGCCUAGUGUAGAGACGCACUGGUCGUUCUUGCCCGUUGCGACGAUUGCGGAGGCUAUUGUGGCGUAUGAGGAAGGCACAUUUGGCUCAACCAUCGAUGAUCUGCCGACCAAGAAGGGAUCCGUUACUACCCCGUUGAACAUCCUUGAAACGAAUACAGCGCAAGCGGUACAGCUGCCGCCAGAACACCGCCGCGUCCAUCACGCCCAACUCAUCAUCCGCCGCCAACAACGGCCCGCACAGAAUAGCAGCAGCAGCAGCAGUAGUAGUCAGAGGGAGCUGGCACUGCGAUUCAUCACAUAUAACACGAUCGAACACGCUUUCGAACAGGGAGACGAACAUGAUCAAAGAAUUGUUGACGUGGAGAAUGAGGAGUGGCAGAGGAAGCUCAGACACAAACAAGAGACGGAACAGCGGCACUGGGACGCCGUGGAGGCCAACAUGAAAGGGAAGGCGACAAAUGCAAAGAGGUCGAUGCAGACCGUGGACUGGGAUCUGCCACCUGAGAUCGCGGGCGGGCUUUGUAGGAGGUAA
Cyphellophora attinorum is the source of this 1923-nucleotide messenger RNA. RefSeq lists its product as uncharacterized. The transcript has 2 exons. The record is from RefSeq and is a predicted model, not a curated record. Bases 1 to 1923 code for a protein of 640 amino acids. Gene Ontology annotation, biological process: regulation of DNA-templated transcription. Lineage: Eukaryota; Fungi; Ascomycota; Eurotiomycetes; Chaetothyriales; Cyphellophoraceae. Gene Ontology annotation, molecular function: zinc ion binding; DNA-binding transcription factor activity, RNA polymerase II-specific.